AUGACUUUUCUGGAGGAUCGAGAUCUAGAAGAUGUACCCAGUAUACCAGAGUAUUACAAAGGAAAGACUGUCUUCAUCACUGGUGGCUCAGGUUUCAUGGGGAAAGUUUUAGUAGAAAAGCUUCUGUAUUCUUGCACAGAUCUAGACAGGAUAUAUUUGUUGGUGAGACCUAAAAGGGGGGUGACACCUGAAAAUAGACUGGCUGAGAUCUUUGCUUCGAGAUGUUUUGACCGUCUGCGUGAGGAAAGGCCAGGAGUGUUCGAGUCUAAAGUGUUCUUUAUAGCGGGAGACUGCAGCGAAGUGGCCCUUGGUUUGUCGGAGGAAGACAGAGCUCUGCUGUUAAAUAGAACCAACAUCAUCUAUCACGUUGCUGCUAGUGUGAGAUUUGAUGAUCCUUUAAAAAAAGCCGUGAAACUGAACCUCCGUGGUACCGUAGAAAUGAUAGAAUUAGCUAAAGAAGUACAAAAUUUGGAAAGUUUCAUCCACGUUUCAACAACAUAUAGCAAUACUAACCGUAAUCCCAUUGAAGAGAUCCUGUAUCCUCCUCUAGCUGACUGGAGAGAGACUCUGGAGAUUUGCGAGAAUAUUGAAGAACAAACUUUGAAUUCUUUGACACCCAAAUUCCUCGGUGAGAUGGCCAAUACAUACGUGCUCUGUAAACAGUUAGCGGAACACGUGGUUUAUGAGCAGAGAGGAAAAUUACCAGUCGUGAUCAUUAGGCCAUCUAUUGUGUUGGCAAGCGUCAAGGAACCUGCACCGGGAUGGAUUGAAAACUUUAACGGACCAGUCGGCCUUAUUGUUGCUAGCGGAAAAGGUAUUCUUCGUACUUUAUACGCUGAUCCUCUCGUGUCUGGGGACUACAUUCCAGUGGACGUGGCUAUCAAGGGUUUCAUAGCAGCUUCGUGGACUAGAGGCACUAAAAAACUCGAGCCAUCAGAUGAUACUCCGAUAUAUAACGUUUGCAACGGCCAAAUGGGUUACCAUGUAACUGCUGAAGAAAUAUUGUCGAUUGGCCACAAAAUUACUGAUGAAGUUCCGUUGGAUAACGUGGUUUGGACUGCUGGUGGUGCUAUCACUGACAAUAAAUAUUUAUAUUACGUGUAUGUAAUAAUGCUACAAUUACUACCAGCCAUUUUAAUCGACACUUUGCUAUGGUUAUUAGGAAAAAAGACAAUGCUAGUCAAAAUCCAACGUCGUGUGUACGUAGCGAACCUUGCUAUAGCUUAUUUCCUGACCCACACGUGGACUUUCUCAAACGAAAAUUUCAUGUCCCUUCGUUCCAAAAUUUUGGACAAAGACAAGCUCCACUUUUACUAUAUUAUGGAGAAUAUUGACAUGUAUGAAUAUUUGAAAACUGGUAUUAUGGGAGGUAGAAGAUAUUUGCUGAACGAGAAAGAUGAGAAUUUGCCCAAAGCCAGAGCACAUUAUAAAAGAAUGGCAAUCUUGGACACUUUGGUCAAAUGUUUGUUUUAUGGCUACAUAGUAUGGAGGAUAAUCAACAGUAGUUUAGUAUGUAACCUUUUCGGUUGAUUAUAACUAAGUA
Molecule: messenger RNA, 1543 nt
Organism: Maniola jurtina (meadow brown)
Lineage: Eukaryota; Metazoa; Arthropoda; Insecta; Lepidoptera; Nymphalidae
Product: fatty acyl-CoA reductase 1-like
Exons: 13
Coding region: 1-1530 (509 amino acids)
Biological process (GO): long-chain fatty-acyl-CoA metabolic process
Cellular component (GO): peroxisome
Molecular function (GO): alcohol-forming very long-chain fatty acyl-CoA reductase (NADP+) activity
Source: RefSeq, a predicted model, not a curated record